AUGUCCGGGAAAAGAACAAAGGCGUCACUUGUCCUGCACGGUGGUGAACGUUUUGAGGGCUACUCCUUCGGUUACGAGAAGAGCGUGGCGGGUGAGGUCGUUUUCGCCACCGGCAUGGUUGGAUACCCGGAGGCCCUCACGGACCCCUCGUUCCAGGGACAAAUCCUCGUUCUGACAUCGCCAAUGGUUGGAAACUACGGUAUCCCCCCUAUUGAGAUCGAUCACUUCGGCAUGACGAAGUACUUCGAAAGCCCGAACGGUAAAAUCCACGUGAGUGCCGUGGUGGUGUCCGAGUACUGCGAGGAUCCAGCACAUUGGCAGAUGCACGAAACACUUGGGCAGUGGCUGCGGCGAAACAAGAUUCCAGGUCUCAUGAUGGUGGAUACACGCCAUAUUGUAUUGAAAUUGCGUGACAUGGGUACUGCGCUGGGUAAAAUUGUCGUCAACGACCUAAACGUCCCCUUUUUGGAUCCCAAUACACGCAACUUGGUGGCUGAAGUCAGCACAAAGACACGCCUUACCUAUGGGCAUGGUACACUUGUCAUCCUUGUCAUUGAUAUGGGUGUAAAGCUCAACUCACUGCGGUGCCUGCUAAAGUACGACGUGACCCUCGUCGUCGUGCCACACGACUGGGAUAUUACGAAGGAAACAUACGAUGGCCUCUUCAUCUCCAAUGGUCCUGGUAACCCACAGAUGUGCACAAAAACCAUUGAAAAUGUUCGAUGGGCUCUGACGCAGGAAAAACCAAUCUUUGGUAUAUGCAUGGGAAAUCAGAUGUUGGCACUUGCUGCCGGAGGCACCACAUACAAGAUGAAGUAUGGCCACCGUGGGCAGAAUCAACCUGCAACGUGCCGUUGUGAUGGUCAUGUCGUCAUUACGACCCAAAAUCAUGGUUUUGCUGUCGACUUUAAAACGAUGCCCCAGGAUGAAUGGGAAGAGUUUUUUUACAACCCCAACGAUGAUAGCAAUGAGGGCUUACGUCAUCGUACAAAGCCAUUUGAGUCUGUGCAGUUCCAUCCUGAGGGACGUUGUGGUCCACAGGAUACCGAGUAUCUCUUUGGCGACUUCGUUGCACGUGUGAAGGAGGCUAAAGUGAAGGAAGCCUCCAAGUCUCAACCGAGAAAGGUGCUUGUACUGGGUGCGGGUGGUAUUGUCAUUGCACAGGCUGGCGAGUUUGACUACAGUGGCUCGCAGUGUCUCAAGGCAUUGAGUGAAGAAAACAUAGAGACAGUGCUUGUGAAUCCCAACAUUGCGACGGUGCAAACCGACGAUGAAAUGGCAGACAACAUUUAUUUUGUACCAGUUACACCAGAAGCUGUGGAACGUGUCAUUGAAAAAGAACGACCUGACGGGAUCAUGCUGGCUUGGGGAGGCCAAACGGCACUAAACUGUGGCUUGGAACUGGACCGACGUGGGGUCCUCAAAAAGUACAAUGUGCAGGUCCUUGGUACACCUGUCGCCACGAUUGCCGUGACAGAAGAUCGAGAGCUGUUCCGUAACGCACUCUUGCAGAUCAACGAACAAGUGGCCAAAUCUGAAGCUGUGACUUCCGUAAGCGAGGCGGUACAGGCAUCAAAGAGUAUUGGGUUUCCUCUAAUGGUGCGGGCGGCCUACUGCCUCGGUGGACAAGGCAGCGGUAUUGUACACAAUGAAGAGGAGUUGCGUCAUAGGGUGAAUGUGGCCCUCGCGGCCUCGCCGCAGGUGCUGCUGGAGGAGAGUGUGGCUGGAUGGAAGGAAAUUGAGUAUGAGGUGGUGCGCGACAUCUACGACAACUGUAUCACGGUUUGCAACAUGGAGAACUUUGAUCCAAUGGGUAUCCAUACCGGUGAGUCCAUCGUUGUUGCUCCAUCGCAGACUCUGACCAACGACGAGUACCACAUGCUGCGCAGUGCGUCCAUUAAAAUCAUCCGUCACCUUGGCAUCGUGGGUGAGUGCAACAUCCAGUACGGUCUUGACCCCACCUCACACCGUUACGUUGUUAUUGAGGUCAAUGCCCGUCUUUCUCGUUCCUCUGCGUUGGCGUCCAAGGCAACCGGAUACCCUCUCGCGCACGUCGCGGCGAAGAUUGCGCUUGGCAAAGGUCUCUUUGAGAUUGCAAAUGGUGUCACCAAGACGACGAUGGCGUGCUUCGAACCGAGCUUGGAUUACAUUGUUGUAAAGAUGCCACGCUGGGACCUGGCCAAGUUCAACAUGGUGAGUCAGGAAAUCGGCUCCAUGAUGAAGAGCGUGGGCGAGGUAAUGGCUAUUGGCCGAAACUUUGAGGAGGCGUUGCAAAAGGCACUGCGCAUGGUGGACCCGACCCACACUGGCUUUGACGUCCCUCUCAGACUUGAGACGAAGAAGGCGUGGGAUUACAUGCACAAUGUGAGGGUCCCUACACCGGACCGAAUUUUUGCCAUUUGCCGCGCCUUCCACGAGGGGGCUUCAGUUGAGACUAUCCACACGAUGACACGUAUCAAUCCAUUUUUCCUCAAAAAGCUCCAUCAUCUUAUUGUGCUCCAGAACGAAAUGGUGAGAUUAUAUAAAGGAAAAAUGCAGGACAUGCCACAUGAUUUCCUGCUGAACAUGAAGGCGCAUGGCUUCAGUGAUCCCCAGAUUGCCAAGUACAUUGGCUGUACGGCGGACAAAGUACGGGAGCGUCGUAUGGAAUUGAAAAUUACCCCAAAAGUUAAGCAGAUUGACACAGUGGCCGGCGAGAUCCCGGCUGCCCAGUGCUGUUAUCUCUACACCAGCUACAACGCACACAACGAUGAUGUGGACUUCACUGAGCGUAUGUAUGCUGUCCUUGGCUGCGGUGUUUACCGGAUAGGCAACAGUGUGGAGUUUGACUAUGGCGGUGUUCUUGUCGCACGCGAACUGCGUCGUCUGGGAAAGAAGGUGAUUUUGAUCAACUACAACCCUGAAACUGUUUCCACCGACUACGAUGAAUGUGAUCGUCUCUACUUUGAGGAGGUGUCGGAGGAGGCCGUGCUGGACAUUCUGCUAAAGGAGCGGAUCCAAGGCGUGGUCAUCUCACUUGGUGGACAAAUUGUGCAAAACAUGGCGCUUCGUCUGAAGCAGCAUGGCCUGCCAAUCCUUGGAACCGAUCCUGUCAAUGUUGACAAGGCAGAAAACCGUCACAAGUUUUCCAAAAUGUGUGACGAGCUUGGUGUGCCGCAGCCGGAAUGGAUUCUCUCCACAAGUGUGGAGCAGGUGCAUGAGUUUUGCGAACGUGUCGGGUUUCCUACCUUGGUGCGACCGAGUUAUGUGCUGAGCGGGUCCGCGAUGGCUGUGAUUGCGGGUGCGGCCGACAUUGACCGCUACCUUGCCGAGGCCUCCCUCGUCUCUGGGGAGCAUCCUGUUGUUGUCAGCAAGUACUACGAGGGUGCGAUGGAGUACGAUGUGGACAUCGUCGCCCACCAUGGUCGAGUGCUUUGCUACGCCAUUUGCGAGCACGUUGAGAACGCCGGUGUGCACUCGGGUGACGCGACAAUGUUUCUGCCACCGCAGAACACUGACAAGGAAACCAUGAAGCGCAUCUACACAGCCACCACACGCAUCGCGGAGGAGCUUGACGUCGUCGGCCCCAUGAACGUUCAAUUUCUUCUUACGAAGGAUAAGCAGCUGCGCGUGAUUGAGGCAAACAUUCGCAGCUCACGCUCUGUCCCGUUCGUUUCCAAGACUCUCGGCAUCUCAUUUCCCGCCGUGAUGGUGUCGGCCUUUCUCUCGCAACGCGAGUCCGACCUCGUGCCGAUUAAGCGUGCGAAGAUGACGCACAUUGGCUGCAAGGCCUCCAUGUUCUCCUUUAACCGCCUCGCAGGUGCCGACCCCAUCCUUGGGGUGGAGAUGGCCUCCACCGGCGAGGUGGGCGUCUUUGGACGCGACAGGACGGAGGUGUUCCUAAAGGCGAUGCUGUGCCAGAACUUCCGGUACCCGCGGCUUGGGGUCUUCAUCAGCUGCGACGUUGACACCAUGGCGGAGGAGCUCUGCCCCUACAUGGAGCGCCUCGCACAGCGAUUUCCGAUCUUUACCUCGAGGCAAACUGCAAAGGUGCUUCUUGAUUACGGCAUUCCACACACCGUCCUAACACAGCGCCACGAGGAAGAAAACCCAACGUUUGACGCGGAGGUUGCUUCAAAGGGAAAAUUUGACCUUGUCAUUCAGCUGCGUGACAAACGACAAGACUUCAUGCUGCGACGAUGCACGAUGGAGACGGCUACGCCAGACUAUUGGAUUCGAAGACUUGCGGUGGAUUAUAACCACUCUCUCCUGACGGAGCCGAAUCUGGUGCGGAUGUUCUGCGACUCACUUGACAUUAGUCCAAAUGAGAUUGAGAUUGAGCCCUUCCGCCACUACGUUCCACGUAUAUAUCACAAGAUGGGAAAUGACAAUUACACCAUGCUGCACCGCCACAAGGUUGGUCUGUGUAUUACCUCCACAAAUGACAGUAAGGUGCUUGCGAUACGCCUGAAGGAAGAGAAAAUUGCUCUCACAUGCUUCCACGCUUGUCUUGGUGGUAUCUCCGCCCAAAGCGAGGAGCUUGCGGAGCAGUUACGCGGGAUUGGCGUGUCCGUGGAACUCGUAGAUCUACGCUCUGAGAUGGCAGAACUUGGCUUUGACAUGGUGAUGGCUAUGGUUGGCGAGAACACGAACAACUGGCACCUGUCCAUGCUAAGCUUGCAUGUGAUGGGGUUGUAUCUGCUUCGGGCCAUGCGCGGACGCCAAAUGACUGUCGUGGCACAGAGCUCCUCCCGGGGCAGCAAGGACCUGAACUUUGAGAGCUAUGUUCACACCUUCUUCCCUCAAAUGGGCGUCUAUAACCCAUGGCGUGACUCGACUCUGCUGGAAGAGUUCCCCAGCGAUGCACACAAGGUUGCCUUCCUGCGCAGGCACGGGGUGGAGGCCAGGACCGCGCAAUUUGAGUCACACAGCAGUGUGUGCGGCACCACGCAUCGACCACUUUCUACAGUGCCUGCGCCAGCGCCAAGGAUGGUGCGACUACUGCAGGAAUGCCUCACCACGCCAGAGUUCUGCUCCCUCACCUUCCGCAGCGCUCGAUGCACGAAUAUAAAUGGGGCAGAUGUGACCCCGCUGCAGGCGCUACAGGUGGCCAAUGAGAUUGCCGGCCGCAAUGGCAUUGGGUUGGUGCGCACCCGCGAGGGGAACACGUACGAGGCGCCUGGUAUGACACUACUGACGAAGGCCCUCCGAUUCCUGUACGACGUCUGCUUCGACCGCAGCGCUGCAGACAUGUUUUGCUUGUACUCGAGUCACGUGUCCGCGCAGUUGGCGUCGCAAGGACUACUGGAGAGGCACACGCAGUCCGCGUUGGAGGCUAUUCGUUACCUGACGAAGGAAGUGGGCGGUGUUGUGGAGCUGGAGCUGAAUCAGGGCGAGGUCAUCUUCCUGAAGAUGUCGCAGGUGGCGAAGCCAGCAAAGAAGCGUCUGGCGCAGCUCAUGACGGAGGAGGAGCUGGAGGAUGUAUUCCAGCCCGGUAACGGCUCCUUCAGCGAUGUGCAAUGGUGA
Messenger RNA from Trypanosoma conorhini, 5505 nucleotides. RefSeq names its product CAD protein isoform X4. Gene Ontology annotation, cellular component: carbamoyl-phosphate synthase complex; cytoplasm. The transcript has a single exon. Gene Ontology annotation, biological process: L-glutamine metabolic process; L-arginine biosynthetic process; 'de novo' pyrimidine nucleobase biosynthetic process. Bases 1 to 5505 code for a protein of 1834 amino acids. Gene Ontology annotation, molecular function: ATP binding; carbamoyl-phosphate synthase (glutamine-hydrolyzing) activity; metal ion binding. Lineage: Eukaryota; Euglenozoa; Kinetoplastea; Trypanosomatida; Trypanosomatidae. The record is from RefSeq and is a predicted model, not a curated record.